This is a messenger RNA of Crotalus tigris (Tiger rattlesnake), 2953 nucleotides long. RefSeq names its product WD repeat domain 45B (gene WDR45B). Gene Ontology annotation, cellular component: cytosol; extrinsic component of membrane; phagophore assembly site membrane. Bases 209 to 1225 code for a protein of 338 amino acids. Gene Ontology annotation, biological process: autophagy of mitochondrion; protein lipidation; protein localization to phagophore assembly site. The transcript is spliced from 10 exons. Gene Ontology annotation, molecular function: phosphatidylinositol-3-phosphate binding; phosphatidylinositol-3,5-bisphosphate binding; protein binding. Lineage: Eukaryota; Metazoa; Chordata; Lepidosauria; Squamata; Viperidae. The record is from RefSeq and is a predicted model, not a curated record.
UGUAGUACUGACUACUGAUUUGGGGGAAGUCGCCGCUGCUCAACAGCUUGGUAUUCCUCCAGCAAAGCCAAGGAGAGCGGUUCGAUGCGCUCUGUGCUCCUGAUCUAGUCCGGAAGGAAUCGUAUCGGUGCCGCCGCCGCCUCCUCUCGGCUGAUGGUGUGAGCGACCCUCUUUCCCCAGGCCGCGGCCUUUCCCGUCGUCCGGCGCCAUGAACCUACUCCCCGUUAAUCCGCACGGGAAUGGGUUGCUCUUUGCCGGCUUCAACCAGGACCACGGAUGCUUUGCAUGUGGAAUGGAAAAUGGAUUUAGAGUGUUUAAUGCAGAUCCACUCAAAGAGAAGGAGAAACAAGAAUUCCUAGAAGGAGGUGUCGGCCAUGUUGAAAUGUUGUUUCGCUGCAAUUAUUUAGCUUUGGUUGGUGGAGGGAAAAAGCCAAAGUAUCCUCCUAAUAAAGUAAUGAUCUGGGAUGACUUGAAAAAGAAGACAGUUAUUGAAAUAGAAUUUUCCACAGAAGUAAAAGCUGUUAAGCUGCGAAGAGACAGAAUUGUCGUAGUUUUGGACUCUAUGAUUAAAGUUUUCACAUUCACACACAAUCCUCACCAGUUACAUGUCUUUGAAACUUGCUACAACCCUAAAGGUCUUUGUGUCCUGUGUCCAAAUAGUAAUAAUUCCUUACUUGCAUUCCCUGGAACACAUACUGGACAUGUGCAGAUAGUAGAUCUGGCAAACACUGAAAAGCCUCCAGUAGAUAUACCUGCUCAUGAAGGAAUCUUGAGCUGCAUAGCCCUAAAUUUGCAGGGAACAAGAAUUGCUACAGCAUCAGAAAAAGGGACCCUUAUAAGAAUAUUUGAUACUUCAUCUGGGCAUCUAAUUCAAGAAUUGCGCAGAGGAUCUCAGGCUGCCAAUAUAUACUGUAUAAACUUCAACCAAGAUGCUUCUCUUAUCUGCGUAUCAAGUGACCAUGCCACAGUGCACAUUUUUGCAGCAGAGGAUCCCAAGAGAAAUAAGCAAUCAAGCAUCAGCCAGUUUCCUGCCCAAAUAUUUCAGUUCCAAAUGGAGUUUUUCCAAGUUUCAAGUUCCCUCGGGCUCUCCCUGUAUCUGUGCCUUUGGAACAGAGCCGAAUUCUGUCUUAGCAAUCUGUGCAGAUGGCAGUUACUACAAAUUUUUAUUCAAUCAAAAAGGGGAGUGCUCCAGAGAUGUCUACGCUCAGUUUCUAGAAAUGACUGAUGACAAACUUUGACUGGACUGUUGGAAGUAUGGUUUGGUGGGGGAAGUUAUCAGAAUCCCCAUCCCAAUUCUUCUCCUGUUGAAGAGACAACUUCUGAUGUACUAUUUUGAUGGCACUCUUCAAGAUGGGACUGACCUGGCCAACAAUUGGAACAAGGCAAAGGACUGAUAAUGUUAGCUCUCCACAGUUGGUUGUAAGUGUUACUUUGGCAGCUGCUGCUCUUUUCCUCUUCAAGUUUCUAUAUGAGGGUUCUCCCUGUUAAGUAUCAUGAAACUUAGUACCUGCCACCUUAUAAAGCUGGAAAGAAAAGUUAGUAGAGUUUUGAUGAGUUGAAGACUUUUCAGAUUAGAUUCAGCAGGCAGGUUAAUUGGAAAUGGCACCCCAGUCAUUUGUAGCAGCAGCUUUUGCCUUUACAGAUAUUGUUUCCUCCUGAUUCCCAGAAAGAAACUGUAGCAAAGUUGCUCUGAGUUGCAAUUACUGAAAAAUAGAUCAAGUCUGUUUCCAUAUUGCUGUGAAUAGGUAUUCAUGUCAUGUAUCAGAGGUGCCAAAUAUUCUAUUGCAACCAACAUCAAGCACUGUGAACUCAGUGAUUCUGCCAGGUAAGAAGUGUCAACAAAGAGGACUUACAAGGCUGUGUUGUCUCCAUCUAGAAUGUAAUCAUUCCAUACUAUUAAAAUCUAGUCCUUUGUGUAGUGGUACUUAAGUUGGGAAAGAAAAGGGUAAUAAUAAAGUUCUGUGAUAGGCAACAGAUGCCAGGUUCUGCUUCUAUAGCCUCCAAGACGUAUGUAUUCAGAACACACUAAAUUGAUGCCUUUUAGAACUAUAAGGUGAUAAAGGGACAUGCCUAAUUUUUCAAAACCCUUGGAAUACAUGUAUGCGACCACUUAAUUUUAAAGUAUCACCUUACAGCAGUUUCAAUUUCAUUUGCACACAUGCUUCAAAAUUUAUUGAAGGCUUAAUGCAUUCAGCUGCAAAGCAUCCAAACUUUUCACUUAAUUAAAACCUAUACUCCAAUGUGGGUUUGCAUGUUGCAUUUAAAUGUGUACUUAAUCAUGAAAGUUAUUUUGCACAUCUUUUGUAAUAUUCUUUAAUUAAAAGUGACUAAUUUACUGUAUUCAGUUAAUGGUAGCAAAGCUGAUGCUAAUUUUACUUUUCUUAUAAUUUUUGUAGACUUGUGUUAUAUUGCCUGAGAGAUUCAUGUCCCGUCAUCCAUAGCCAGCUCCCACUUAGUACCCAAGAUUCAGACCUCCCAAAAUUUUUAGGAAGAACCACUUUCUUAUUCUUUAUUAAAAACACGAAGUUCUUCCUUGCUACAAGAUUGAGAGAAAGAAGUCAAGAAAGACAAAUCUCACUUUUUACAGAUGGGGAUUUUAUUUCAUGAAUUUGCAAAUUCAUCUUGAAAGUAAUAGUCUGCUCAUACUUUGAAGGGACUGAGUAGAAAUGCUGUGUACAAUCAAAGUAAUGUGUUGAUGAACUUGGGUUUUACGCUUCCAAAGGGAAAAAAACUGUUCUUGAAGUAAGCAAGGGUUAAUGUGCUGCAGUGAAAGCUGUCUGAAGUUCAACUGCAAGUUACCAAUUGCCAUCCACACUGCAAUCAGCACUGGUUUGUAAAUAAACCUUAUUUAAUCUCUAGAUAGGGUAUUCACGGCAUGCUAAGCCAGGUUUAGCUACAACUAUCUCACCAAAUGGUGUAAACACAGCCAGUUACAGCUCUUUAAAAAAAAAAA